This is a messenger RNA of Letharia lupina, 1359 nucleotides long. RefSeq lists its product as uncharacterized. The transcript is spliced from 4 exons. Gene Ontology annotation, molecular function: FAD binding. The coding region runs from base 1 to 1359 and encodes 452 amino acids. NCBI's taxonomy places the organism in Eukaryota, Fungi, Ascomycota, Lecanoromycetes, Lecanorales, Parmeliaceae. The record is from RefSeq and is a predicted model, not a curated record.
AUGGCGCUGAGCCGAUUUAUCAUUGAGCUGAGAAUUAACCUUUCUCCCGAAGCUCGCGUGUAUACUGAUGCUUCAAGCAAAGAUUUUCAGCUUGCGUUGCUGCGCUGGUCUGAUGUUGACGUCAAGGUUCCUGGAGCUAUCAUACAAGUUGCGAACGAGCUUGAUGCAGUCACGACGGCAAGUUCAACGCCCUUCGCUGAGAAAGUCCUCUUGUGGUCCACAAUUGGUACCGAUGGAUUCGUUCUCGAUUUCACCAUCUUCAAAUCCAUUCAAGUCAACUCCACUGAACAUCAAGUCGCUGUGGCUGGUGGCGUGUUGAUGAAAGAGCUAUCCACAGUUCUUGCGGAUGCAGGGGAGUGUGCAGCUGUCGGAAACGCAAAUACUAUAGGUGUGAUUCCGUACUGUUUAGGAGGAGGCCUUGGUGUCGCUACAGGCCUCAUGGGUCUAGCUUGCGACAAUAUGUUGUCCGCAAAGGUAAUUCUCGCCGAUGGUCGGCUCGUCUACGUCGACAAUGUGCACGAACCCGAUUUGUUUUGGGCCAUCAAAGGCGCCGGUUUCUACUUCGGGGCUGUCAUCGAGAUCACGUUAAGAACAUACCCUCUGACCAUCUUCGGUACCCACGAUGGGCGGCACUGGAUCGGGAACUUCAUGUAUCCGCUCGAACGUGCCGCGGAAGUGUUCGAAGUGAUAGAAACACUUGUGAACACUCCGAAAAGCCGUACAGCAUGUCUUCUAAUGAUCAUAGCACCUCCGCCGUACUUCCAGCCUACGAUCGCCGUUGUACCUCACUACUUCGGCGAUCUUACAGAGGGCCCAAAAAUAUUUCAGUGUUUGACAGACCUCGGACCGUCCUUUUUCAGCGAGACGACACCGCUUGUCCCGAACCUCAGCGACCACCUUGACUUUGCAUGCGGCAAAGGAGGCUUCAGACGAUUCACUCUUGCCGGCUUACAGGAGUUGAAAGCUGCAAAUAUUCUGAAACUGGCGGAUCUGUUCCAACAGCUGCUUGAUUCCUGUCCGGAUGCUGCGUCUUCAGGGUACUUCAUCGAGUGGCACUGCUUACCACCACCUGACAUCCCAACGAAUUCCGCGUUCAGCCAUCAUGAUGUUCGCAUCUGGAUUCAUUGCCUUUCUUGGUGUCAAAGACAAGAAAAUUGGGAUAAAGUCUUCGGAUUCGAACAGCGCGCGAUCGACACCAUGCGCUUUGGUACGAAACCUGAAACUCAUGUCGACUUACCACAUGGCACCCGCACUGGUCCUAUAGAGCAACGUUUCAAAGGUCAGGGGAGACUCACUAAGCUACGAGCCCUCAAGAAGGAAUUCGACCCUCAAGGGGCAUUCACCAAAGAGUUCCUAUGA